Menidia menidia (Atlantic silverside) is the source of this 1920-nucleotide messenger RNA. NCBI's taxonomy places the organism in Eukaryota, Metazoa, Chordata, Actinopteri, Atheriniformes, Atherinopsidae. The record is from the annotation of a GenBank genome assembly.
GUUUGCAAGGAUGAGGCCGCCAGCUGCCAUCAGCGUGUUUCUGCUCUCUUUGUUGGCCCCUGGAGUUUUAUUCACAAUGAACAACAUCCCGGAGCUUCAGGAGCCUCUUCCAAUUCUGGGAAUGGGAAUGGUCAUCCUGGGAUCAGUUCUUCUACUCCUCCAUCUCACAGUUCAAGACAAGACAAAAGUGGACCCUUUAUUUUAUGUGUUCGCAGAGUUUUCCUUCACGUGCAUGGUGGGCUUGACCAAUGCUUUAGAGCAGGAUGGGUUCAUCUCUGGAUUCAUGAACUUCUACAUCAGGCUGGGCGAGCCUCAUCUUAGUACUGCCUAUGCUGUGAUGAUGUCCUAUUGGGAGGGUGUUGUGCACUUUAUCCUGUUCCUUACAAUCAUCCAGCGCAUGUUUGCAGGGAAGUCCUACAGAAGUCUGGGUCUGCUGUGGGCCGGAUCCUCCAUCGCCCACCAAGUCGUCUUCAUCCCAGGAGUGGUCAUCGGAAAAUAUGGGUCUAACAUUCGACCGGCCUUUUGGAGGAACGUCCCCUUCUUUCUGGCGCCUUUCUGGGCAGCGUCUGUGCUCUUUAGCAGACCGAGAGAGAUGCCAGUCGUUACAGCAGACAAGAUUACUGCGGAACAGAAGAAAGGCCUGCUGUCUCGACCGGUUGACCUGCUUCUGUCUCUCCUGUUACUCGGAGCCAUGGCUUUCUCAGUUUUCAGAGGCUUUGUGGUUCUUGACUGCCCUUUGGACACCUGUUUCACCUACAUUUAUCAGUACGAGCCAUACCUCAAAGACCCGGUUGGCUUUCCCAGGGUUAUGAUGCUGGUUUAUUUGUUCUACGCUGUUCCCCUGCUCACCGUCCUCAUCUAUGGUCUGAAGACUCCCGGCUGCAGCUGGAUGUUGGACUGGACCAUCUUCUUUGCAGCUGCCAUGGCCCAGACCCAGUUCUGCCAUAUCGGUGCGUCUCUGCAUUCCCGCACUCCCUUCACGUACAGAGUCCCCACGGACAGACGGUUGCCUGUGGUCAUUCUCAAUGUGCUGCUCGCUGUCGCUCCGGCCCUGUUGGCUCUGCGCUGCCACACCAGCCCCGGUUAUUUCAUGAAGCCCGUUCCUCGGGGACAGACCGACAAACAGAAGAAGAAAAACUAGACCGAACGGCAGAAGUUUACUGUGGGGGAUUAUUACCUCUCGAGGUGACAGAAAUGGUCUUUUUCGUGGGAUUUUCUUUGGCCCAAAAACUUUUUUUCUACAUGCAUUUUUCAAAACUAAAACUCAGAGGGACUUUAAGAACAUCGCUCCCCUGGCCAGUUUUUAAAAUCCAUCACCUCACGUGGCACUCCCUGCAUGGACUAUUGGACCAUGAUAAGGCUGACAGAGGUGAGGACUGCUAUCAGAUUGCGCAGCUUUAAGGUGACUCAUGGAGAUACCCAGUUGGUCUCUGUCCAAACGUAAACUGCUAACCUGCAUUGCCUUGGUCACCACGGUCGGAGUGAGAAUAUGCUUGUUUUUGUGUAGAAAUCCAGACCAAAACUCCACAAAUCCACUUGUCAAUAUUUUUACUAGCCUAAAAUGUUGAAAAUGAGUGGAAACUGUCACAGUUUUUUAAUGUGUUAACUCAGUGUAUCAGACUCCAGGAGAAUCCACUGAAUGUUUGCAAUGCUGUAUUAAUUAAAAAUGGUUGAUAAGAUAAAGGAGGAACUGAAAUUGACGAUAAUUUAAUUAGGCUGAAUAUUUGCUAAUAAAAGGAAUUGACUUAAUAACAUGAAAUAUCAGAUGGUACAUCUCUAUUCCCUCUAGCACAUCGGGGUGUUGUCAGUGUAUUCCUGUGUUUUGUUUUGUUUUUGUUCAUAUAAAUUAUCCAAAUUGACAGAAACCGAACUAUAUAUUUUUGGCUUAUGUGUUUAAUAAACAACUUUAAUGAUCAUAUA